GGCAGGACUAGACCAUUGACGAAAACUUUUUUUAUCUAUCAAAAAUCAGUUCUUUGUUUUUUAUCCGGCGGAUGAUUGUUUUUUCAAUUUUACAGAAAAUAAAUGCAUGAUGACGAGUAGGGGAAGGAAUUACACGCAGAGCAACGAGUGGGACUCAACUAGGGAAGACUACAACAGCUCCAUUUUUGAUGCGCAAUAUGGUGAUGAGGAUACUAGUGGUGAAGCAAGCCAGCUAGAUCAUUGUCGACUUUACAUAAAGAAUAUACCGAAAGGCUUGAACGAAGAAGGACUACGGUCUGCAUUUGCCAAGUUUGGAACCCUCACCCAGGUCUUUCUGAGCAGGGACCCGCAGAAGAGCUAUGGUUUGGUCAAAUAUGAGACUCCUGGGGAAGCUAAGUUGGCGAUGAUGAAGAUGAAUAGAACUGAACCUCUCAGGUUGCAGAUUAAUAUUGCUUAUAAAAGUAAGGCAACGCCUGCAGUAGAAAGUAGACCCAGUCGGAACUGGCAAGACAGGAACACGAACGCGUCUCGAGACAGGAGCGAUAGAGCAAGCCUGAGUAACAGAGACAGAGAGGAGAGCGGGAGUGUUGCUAGCCGCAGUCGGACUUCUAGAGUACAAGAGGACAUUCCCAACGGAGAAAACAAUAUGGACGAGUUAUUGAUCGAGGAUGACUAUGGAUUCUCCGAUAUCCUGGACCCGAACCUCCACUUGGAGUUAGAAAGUCUGAAGCUUGAGCAGCUGAAGGUGCGCGAAGAACAGCUGCAGUGCAAGCAACGCGUCAUACUCCUCAAGCAGGCUGAGAGGCGGCCGAUGGCGCAAAUGAGCAACAGGUGCAUUCUACCCGAUGGGAAGAUUGUAGUCCGGAAUGUCAAUGACCGGGACUCUCGCGAUGCUGACGUGAGCUUCAGUGCCGGCGCCGGUGAUUCGAACGAAACCACGAUCUGUUCCUGUAAAGUCAAGACCAAGCGAUCCUGGGAACACCAGAGAACCGAUGACGGUAGCUCCACCCCAUCCACUUGCGUUCUCUGCUCCGAGGACAGAAGCGAAAACAAACACUACCGAGAUAAGUCCGUCAAUAGUAAAAUUACCGAUAAAAAGUCGGAGUAUUCGAGUAAAAUUGUCGAUAGUAAAACUACAGAUGUUACCACCCCUAGCAAGGCGACCAAAAAGUCUGACUGCAGUAAAGUUACCGAUACUUACAGCAAGAGAUCUGACGCGACUAGUAAAAAAGAAAUCAAACGAUGUGGUAAAUGUAGAAGUGAGGUAACUUGCGACUUGAAAUACAGUGACUUUUAUACUGACAGUGAUGAUGAAGACGAGACGAACAGACUGAUUCAACUACGUAAUGCUGACUAUAUGGACAUCGUUGACGAAGAUUUGAAGCUAGUGAUCGCUUUAGCAGGCUAUCCUAAGUCUAAGAUGAGACUUCGACAGAUGGAGCAGUUCCAACGUAGCCUUACAGAUGUUAUAGAUAUGCAACUCAAAGCUGGUUUACUAAAGCGAGUGCCAUCAUUCUUAGAUUAUUAUUUAAAUAGAGGAGCUUUGGUUUGUAUCUGUAAAGAUGUAGAUACUAGGGACUGGAUGGUAAGAGUUUCUCCUGGUCUUCAAGAAAGAAUGUGUACUAAUCUCGUUCUUCUCAAGUCGAAAGUCAAAAGAUUGUGUCUAGCAGUACUAAAGAUACCUAGGUCUUGUUGGCCGGCAACCGCUCAAGACGCCUUCAAGCUACUACAGUAUUUCAAUCCGAUGCUAAAAACUAAUUUAUGGAAAAUCUACGCGCAAAAAACAGUUGAAGAUGUAGAGCUGACUUCAUUUCUCAUUGAUAGAGUUUCUGGAGAAAUUAUUCGCGGUCCUUCUUUCAAAAAUGUUAUAGAUUACGGACAGAUGGAAUUUGAAUUGACUGGUUACACUGAGAUUUAUUACGAAUGUCUUCUCUCUGGUAUGGAAGAGGAUUUGAGAAGCGUUGCUUCGAGGGUUAAACUGCUGGAUGACUUAAGGUCUGCAGAAGCUACACCGAGAAAUCCUUCCGAUGUUAGCGUUAAAGAAAUCGAACCAGUUAAAACUGAGGAGAAUAUCAUUGAAGAAGAAGAGGAGGAAGAAUGUCCUAUUGAGCCUGAAGUUGAAGACGACUCCAAUGAUGUUAAAAAAGAACUCGAAUCUAGUCUACAGAAAGACAUUUUGAAGAAACUCAAAGAUGUAAAGUACAUAAGCGACAAAGAUGAAGUACUAGUUUGGUCUGAUGAAACAAACAAUUAUGGUACCGAGAUGGAUACGGAGAAAUCUGAUGCGAAAGACCAGGAGAACUUUGAAAGUAAUAUUGCGUCGACAUCAGGGGUAGCUGUCUCCGAUAAGACGGAGUCUUUUAUUGAGAGUAACGAUAACUUGAUUGCUAGAAGCAGUAAUCUAAACAUUGAUAGUAACAGAGGAAUUGCUUACCAUAGAAGAACAAAUUAUUUACACGUAGAAAAUGAAUUGAAAGUAGCCAUUACUUUAGAAGGAUACCCACAGAAUAAGCUAGAAGGUACACACAUUAGAAGACUGAAACAUCUGUUUAAGGAGUAUCUCCACAAAGAUAUGAAAAUGCAACGAUUUGCUAACUUAAUUAUUCCCAAAUUCCAAGACAUAUACUUGUCUAACGGUGCUGUGAUUUACAUAUGUGAUAGUCUAGAAACUAAAGAUUAUUUAACUGAAGUUUUACCCAAAUUCAUUAAUUCUACUGGACUGAAAUUGACGUUUAGAGACAUCAAAAGCCUUGUUAGAUAUACUAGAAUAGUAAUGAGAUUGCCUAAAGAGCAUGCUCAUGUUGAAUCCGUAGAAAUAUUGUUGAAACUACAAGCUAAAUAUCCAGGUUUGAAACCCGAUUGCUGGAAGUAUUACUCGGAUGUUGCUGGCAAACAGAAAAGACAGUUUGGUGUUGACCCUGAGUCUUUAGAAGUGAUUAAAAGCCCUGACUUUGAUCCUAGUUACGAUGGUGAUAAACUGACAUUCAGAAUCAUUGAUAGACAGAAACGUGAUGUUAGUUUCGACGAGACGAGCAAAGAAAUUGAUGAUGGAGAUACUAAGAAGCAAAGAGAUGUAGUUCUCAAGCAAAUGUUUGUGCCGAUAGACCCCGAAAUAAUGUCUGCUCCGCUUACCAGGAUCCGUACGAACCACUAUUCUGACCUUAUCGCUGACGAUCUCAAAUUGUACGUGGGGCCAUCGAACUACCCAGAAUCUAGAAUAGACGAAUCCCUAUUCCAUUCUAUAAAGAGAACUUUCGAGAAAAUUGUCCUAGAAUGUUUGGAGAACGGAGAAUUAAAUGAAGAAACCAUGCCUAAAUUCCAUGAUAUGUAUCUCUUUGAUGGCGUCAUAUUCAUCAUUUGCCAGGCUAUGGAGUCUAGAAACUGGAUUGAGCAAGCGUUAACGCAAGUGAACUCUAAAUUACACAUACACCUAAAAUCAACCGAAUUCCGAGGUGCUGUUGGAAUUAUAAGCAUGGUUUGCAAAACAGAUAAAGACACAGAUGAAGUGAUUGCCAUACUCCAAGAACAGAAUCCGAGAUUGCGCACUAAAUAUUGGAGGAAAAUAUCUACAGUGAGAACCAAAACGAAAUUAGACGUUGUCUUACAGAUUGAUAAACUUUCAGCUCAAGUUAUCACUGGACAGACUUUCAACAAAUUCAUUGGAACUAGCGCUGUGCAAUUCAAGCUAGGACAUCUACAGUCUUUGCUUAAACCCAAAGCAAGCUUAGAAGAAUUAAGCAAGCUUCACGCUAGACGAUUAGAACGCAAAUUAAGCGAGACGGAGACUCUAGAAAGAUCUAAAAGCAAGGUCUCAAUGCAAGGACCAAAAGAAAAAUCAUUUGAUGAUGUAAAAAUGGAGUUAAAGAAAGAAUAUCCAGGAUUGAAACUAGAACAGUGGAGUGUCAUAGCUCAACACGAGAAAAUUGCUCACAAUGUAUGCGAUUUAGAAAUUGAUGAAGAUUCAGCUAAUAUUAUAAAGAAACAGGAUUUUGAAUUAAGCAUGGGAGAUCAGAAGAUAUUCUUCUAUACUGGCAAUAAGAUGGAUUCUGAUUUAGACCCGGUUAUCAUAGAGCCUGAUUCUCCAAAAAGUGUUGAUACAGAGUUAAUCUUGCCAGAACAACAAGGAUACCACAAAAUUAUUAUGAAAAUCCCUCUCAACAUUCUACCGGAAAACAAAGACGAUUUGAAUAUUAUAUUCGAUUUACUUGAAGAUAAAAACCCGGGUCUGAACACGGAAUUAUGGCAAAUUUUCACCGACACCGUGUAUCCUAGCAACGGUAAAUUUACUGUUUACAUUGAUAAACAAUCGGUCACCGUGUUGCAGGGAAAGAAUUUUGAUCCUUCUAUCGGUGGGGAGAAGAUCAAAUUCUUUUUCUAGAAAGUUCCAUUUUAAACACUAAAUAAGCAUGAUUCUAACUAUGACAAUUUUGACCCGGCCUCAAAGGACCUGUGACUCGAACAACUAUAUUAGGUCUCUAUAAAUAGGUAUACCCUAACUAUUCAAGGGAAAAGGCUAGAAUAUCAUGUAAUUAUUUACUAACUGUCGUUCCCAAUAAUUUUAUCUAUCCAUUUUUUUUGCUAACUAGAGAUAUAAUUUUCACUAGUUUUGUGUAAUUCCUAUCUCUAUUGAGCAAAUUAAUAUAUAGAUGGAAUUUUGUGUCAAACGGCCGUUAAAAAACAGUGAUAUUAACAUAGUUUCACAUAUCAUUCAGUAAUAGUUAGUUUUAGACUUUUCAUAAUAAGUUUUAUACUGACGAUGCACGUAUUAAGUAGAUUUUUACUGCUUAGAACGCCUAGAAUGUAUUUGUUACUGUUUUGAUGUCGAAAUCUCCCAUUCCGAAAUUACGGACAGAAAAAGUACUAUUUGACACCCCAGCAAAGGAAAUAUACUUAUUUUUUUAUUCUUCAUUUCAAAACACAUUGCAAUAAUGCCAUCAUAAUUCACUGUAAUACAUUAUAACUUUGACCUUCAUUCAACUAUGAGUCUAGCAAAUUAUAAGCAUGCAAAAAAAAUAUUUAGCCCACCCCAAAUAAAGAUUAUAUUUUAAAAAUGAGAUUUCUAACGACAAAAUCGUACAAAAAAAUGCCUAGACCAAAAUAUCAAUUAGCCCUAAAUUCACCGACAGCAUAAAUGGUAGUUUUUCUUAAAACAACCGUUGACUCAGAAAUUUUAAUGCAAAAAUUCAUAGUAAACACUUAUUUAAGAAAACUAACGUUUAUGUUGUCUAUGAACUUGUUUAUAAUAUUGACUGUUCACAGUCAAAACCUGGUAACCAAACUAAACAGCAAUGUGAAUCUGUCAUGCUCACUCAAAUGUUCUGCUGUCGGUGGCGUCGUGUAUCGGGUCGUUGAGUUCCCUCCAAUAUGGUUGAGCUGAACGGGGCUGAUGCAUGCGUCAAGCUCGUGAACGGGCGCCGUCUAGCGGGACUGGUCAGAUCACAUUGCGCCGAAAAAGUGGAAAAAGAAAGCUAAAAAGGAUGUUACAUUUCCAUAGAAAAACUUUGCUCAAAAUGUCAUCUGCUUUGUUGAAAAAAGCUUCUACAUUUUGAGAGACCUAAUUUUGGCAGUGCUACAGAAAAAAAUCGAAAGAUCCCGACGAACUCAGAACUUCAACAUUUUUUGGGGAGUCGGUUAGUAAUAAUAAUGACAGAAACUUUGCCAUGAGCAGAGGUUUAUCAAAACUACUAAUUGGCUCUUACAUACUAUAUUUAUUUAUUUAUUUAAAAUACUUUAUGCACAUUGUACAACGGCGCCUUAGGCGUUCUCUGCCAGUCUACCUUAGGGUGGUGGUGAAAUAGAAAUGCUAGGUGCAACACAGGUUGUAGAAGCAUUUGGGGUUGGCUUCGCUCCAUUUCAAAUCUAAGCUUUCCUUUGCAAUUCAAUUACUGCGAAAACGAAAGACAAAACUAUAUUUCAUACCACAAUUCAAUGUUUAUUUCUGUCCGUUUUUCGGAAAAGGGAUUUCGGACUUUAAAUUUUACAAUAACCCACCGAAAAAGGUGUUAAAAGUUUUAAAUUACCCACCAAGUAUUAUGAAGUAUUUUGCUAAUAAUAAUAAUUUUAAAAGUGAUAAUUUUUACCAAUUGCAUACAUUCCUUCAAUUAAUUCCAUGACAUUUUAAUUAUUUAUUGACAAUCUUAAUUUAUUUGUGAUUUUUGUUGACAUUAUUCCUUAUUUCUAUAGAAAUACCAUCUGUUGUAGUUUUUAUACCCUGGAUGUUACUUUCUAUACUGUAUCUAAGUCUACCGCAGUUGUGAGUUAUACCACCGUUUUGGAGUAAUUCUACUCUUUGAAUUAAACAUACUGAUGUGUGGGAAUUUAAGGGUUGCCAGAUAACAAAAUAUUAAUAACCAAUUCGCAAAUUCAAUAGUAUUUUGGUACAUAACGGACUGUAAAUUAAUUAUUUAACAGAAUAAUUAAAGUAAAUCAAAUUGUAUGCUCACUGUUGACUUUAAAAACCCAGUAUCUGACAACCCACUUUAAACAAAAAAAAACAAGGACACGAAAACAUUAUUUUUAGUAACAAUUUUAGUUUGUACUAAUUUACAUAAGUUUUAGGGUAAGUAUUUUUAAUAUUGUAACGUUUGCUUAGGUGCUUCAAUGGCGGUGCGAUGAGAUUAAAGAAAAUAAAUAUAAUGUGCUGUAUUUUUUACCAUAAUAAUAUACUACUGAGUUUUUUUCUCUCCAAUGAGUCCCGUUCUCCGCCAGAGCACAGAUAAGCAGAGCGGAGAGGAGAAUUAACAACCAAUAGAAUUUUGUUAUUCCAACUUCUUAUAUGUAUAGGUCCACUCUGGUAUCCACUGAUCGAAGAAAUUGUAUUUGUUUUUUAUAGAACCCCCCCCCCCUCUUGCUCUUUUCGUUUCCGCUCUGACGGGUUCGGGUCUUAUUGUGAAGCUUAAAAUAUAAAAUAAAUUGCAGAAAUCUGAAACUUCAGAUUUCACUGCAUUAUCAUAUAUAUUUUACAUGUCUGUACGUUUUGUGUUUGUUGACGGUAACGAUACGGUAACCAACAAAAAAAAGUGCGUGACUCUGUGCUCUUUUGAUAUACUAAAUACAAGUCUUAAGGUACGUUUUGAAUUCUGGCUGCCUGUUCCGACUGCGGCCGACUUCAUGCAGCCGCGGCAUGUGCGGUCGGCAGUCGCAGUCGGCAGCGAGAAUUCAAAAUGCACCUUUUAGAUCCAAGUUCCAUGUUUUUUCGUAUACUUUUCAUCAUCAUCGCGCCACCAUUUUGUCCAGCGUCUAGUUUUUAUGUACCUUCAUAACGAGUCUCUGUUCACUGUUAGCUCGCCUUGAAAUUUUUAAUUUAGUUUGUUUUAAUUUUUACUUUAAUUUCUUUGUAGUUUAUGUGAUGUGUUGGUUUGCAUGUUUGUCUUUAUAAAUAAAGUAUUGAUUAUAAUUUU
Helicoverpa zea (corn earworm) is the source of this 7400-nucleotide messenger RNA. RefSeq lists its product as uncharacterized. The transcript is spliced from 10 exons. Gene Ontology annotation, cellular component: ribonucleoprotein complex. Gene Ontology annotation, molecular function: RNA binding. The record is from RefSeq and is a predicted model, not a curated record. Bases 107 to 4378 code for a protein of 1423 amino acids. Lineage: Eukaryota; Metazoa; Arthropoda; Insecta; Lepidoptera; Noctuidae.